AUGCUCGCCCUUCAAAGAUAUCCACAUUUACAUGGCUUACAGCUUGCAGAUUCCAGUCUUACUAAGGAUGUUCCAACAAACAUUGACAUUUUGAUUGGGUCUGAUCAUUAUUUCGAUGUUGUCACAGAUGAAAUUCGUCGAGGCCAAAGAGGUCCAGUAGCUAUCAACACUAUCUUUGGUUGGGUAAUCUCUGGUCCAACACAGAAUGCAGACAAAGAUAAUUCAUCAUCUACCAAUCUCAUCAUUCUGCGAGAAAAUUCGGAUCCAAUGAAGAAUAGUUUUGCUUUUGAAGACAAGAAUCAAGACUUAACAAACGAACUGCGUAGAUUUUGGGACACUGAAUCUCUUGGGAUCCAGGACGAGAAGAUGGGGAAUGAUAAUUUCCUCAACGAGUUAAUAUACCACAACGAUGAGAAACGCUACGAAGUAAACCUGCCAUGGAAAUCCGAAUCUCAUCCUGCAUCAAAUGGAUAUAUGAGGUGUGCGAAUCGCCUGAGACAACUCCACAAGCGUCUUAAGAAAGAUAAAGAUCUGCUCCAAGAGUAUGAUAAGAUUAUUCAACAACAAAUAACUUCUGGCAUUAUUGAACCAGUGCCUGAAGAGAAUGAUACUGAUGAAGAAGCUUACUAUUUACCACAUCACGGUGUCGUUCGGCAAGAUAAAGAAACUACCAAGUUGCGUGUGGUUCAGCAAAACCCGAUAACAGCAGUGUUUCCAUCAACGACUGUCUAGAAAGAGGUCCCAACCUGGUUCCGUACCUGUUCGAUGUGAUCAUCAAUUUCAGAGGAUACCCAAUCGGCAUGGUCGCAGACAUUGAAAAGGCAUUCCACCAAGUAAAGAUUGCACCAGAAGACCGACGAGUGGUUAGAUUCCUAUGGUUUGAUGAUCCAAGCAAAGAAAGACCCGAAAUUCAAAAGUACCAAUUCUGUCGAUUAGUGUUUGGCCUAGUCUCAAAUCCUGCCAUUUUAACGUCCGUACUGCAGCAUCAUCUCACUGUGAACGAUUCUUACACCGUCUUGUGUUGGAUUCGUAAUGACAAAACAUGGAAGCCUUAUGUUCAAAACAGAGUGAAGGAAAUCAGGGAACUUUUCGACCGAGAGAAAUGGAGAUUUUGUCCGGGAGAGAUCAAUAUAGCCGAUCUACCCUCAAGAGGUUGUUCUGCAAAGGAACUAGUUAGAAACCAUAGUUGGUGGAAAGGUCCCGAGUUUUUGAAUCAUUCACCCGAGUACUGGCCUCAAGAGCCACAACAAAGCUACAUCGAUAACGAGGAGAAAGCAUUAGCUGAAAUCAAGAAGACCUCACCAACCAUCGUGUACUCAAUGGCGAAUCCAUCAAUCAACAACGAUCAUGAAAGUUUCGAUAUCGGCGAUAUAAUAGACAUAAAUCGAUAUAGCACUAAAUUGAAACUGUUACGAGUAACAGCAACGGUUAUAAGAUAUGUGAAAAGAUGGAGAAACCCUCGACACAAAUUCGAAAGUGCUGAGUUGACGGCGCAAGAAUUACAGGAAGCCGAAAUAUGA
This is a messenger RNA of Paramuricea clavata, 1520 nucleotides long. The record is from the annotation of a GenBank genome assembly. Lineage: Eukaryota; Metazoa; Cnidaria; Anthozoa; Malacalcyonacea; Plexauridae.